Molecule: messenger RNA, 416 nt
Organism: Galendromus occidentalis (western predatory mite)
Lineage: Eukaryota; Metazoa; Arthropoda; Arachnida; Mesostigmata; Phytoseiidae
Product: keratin-associated protein 19-2
Exons: 2
Coding region: 42-302 (86 amino acids)
Source: RefSeq, a predicted model, not a curated record
AUCAUAGCUAACCAGCUGCUGCAUCACCUGAUAGACUCGACAUGAAGUUCACCGAUAUCUUCGCUGUCUUCUUCGCCGUCUUCUGCAUGGCUUCAGCCUCCUACGUAGGCGUAGGCGCUCCCUACGCCGGCUACGGAGUCGGAUACGCCGCCUACGGUGUGCCAGUAGCUGCUGGCUACGGAGUGUACGGAGCUUACCCUGCCGCGUAUGGCCUUGGCUACGGCGGAUACGGCUACGGCUUAGGAUACGGCGCCGCCUACCCGGCUGCCUACGGCUACUACGGACUCUUGAAGAAGAAGUGAGGAGUGGACUUGGCCGAAAAAAUUGUUUCAUUCUCGAGGCGAGCACAAAAUAAAGCCAUGAACUCAUUUUGCGAUGUUUCUCAAUUCUCGCAAAGUAGAUCGAGUUCUCUGUCA